Molecule: messenger RNA, 1056 nt
Organism: Trichomonas vaginalis G3
Lineage: Eukaryota; Parabasalia; Trichomonadida; Trichomonadidae
Product: arsenical pump membrane protein family
Exons: 1
Coding region: 1-1056 (351 amino acids)
Biological process (GO): arsenite transport; transmembrane transport
Cellular component (GO): membrane
Molecular function (GO): arsenite transmembrane transporter activity
Source: RefSeq, a predicted model, not a curated record
AUGAAAUCAGGCAAGUCUGGAACAAAAUUAUAUUUUAUUAUCUAUUUUACAGUUGCAAUUAUUACAAUUGUAUCAUCAAACGAUGUAGCUAUUCUUACAUUUACACCCUUUGUUACUUAUUUUGCUAGAGCUGCUGGAAUUAACCCGUUACCUUAUUUAUUUUGUCAAUUUAUGUCUGCAAACAGCUGGGGUAUAAUGCCGAUUAUAUCUAAUCCAACAAACAUUGUUAUCGGUACUGGUUUUGGUCAAUCAUUCGGUGUUUAUGUAAAAUAUGCUGCAAUUCCUUGUAUUUUUGGUGGAAUGACACCAUGUAUUAUGUUGUAUCUUAUGUUCAAGAAGCAAAUCACAAAAGAAUUCAUGAUGAAAGAAAAAUUACCAGAACCGAAGUCAUUAAUCAAUAACAGAUUCGAUAUGUGGGUUGGUGUAUUCUUCCUUGCAGCUACAGUUGUUUUCAUGGCUUGCAGCUCAAUUCCUGGCUUCAGUAUUGAACUUUGGCAAAUUGCAGGAAUUAUGGCAGCAAUUCUUUUAGUUUAUAACAUAAUUAUAGAUGUAUGGAGAUAUAUUAAAGAUAAACAAUCUCCAAAACUGAAAGAAAUCUUAGCAACUCUUCCUUAUUCAAUUAUUCCAUUUUUAUUAUCACUUUUUAUAUUGGUAAGCAACCUCACUGGUACGGGGUUGUUCCAAAUCAUUGGAAGCAACAUAGCAAAGCUCACAAAUAUCUCAACUCCAAUCGCUGUAACGAUAUUUGAUGUAAUUGCUACAAUUUUCGGAAAUGCAUUGAAUAAUAUUCCGAUGUCUGUAUCAAUGGUACCAAUUAUACAAGCAACAGAUAAUAAUAAACCUCUUGGAUCCAUUUACGCCGCAAUUAUUGGAGCAAAUUUAAUUGCUCUUCUUACUCCGCUUGGAUCUCUUGCAGGAAUCAUGUGGAUAGCUCUUUUAAGAGGUAACCAUGUUAAAAUUGGCUUCUCCGAUUUCAUGAAAAUCGGAUUUAUUGUUACACCAACUGCACUCGCUUUGUCUUUGAGUGCAUUGAUGAUAAUUUUGUUGUUGUGGUAA